Vespa mandarinia (Asian giant hornet) is the source of this 4659-nucleotide messenger RNA. RefSeq names its product splicing factor U2af 38 kDa subunit-like. Gene Ontology annotation, biological process: mRNA splicing, via spliceosome. The record is from RefSeq and is a predicted model, not a curated record. Lineage: Eukaryota; Metazoa; Arthropoda; Insecta; Hymenoptera; Vespidae. Gene Ontology annotation, cellular component: U2AF complex. Gene Ontology annotation, molecular function: metal ion binding; RNA binding.
AUACCGCAAGGCUGUAGACCAGUCGUAUGUUUAGCGUCUCUCAAGAAUGAAAAUUGUGAAUAAGAAGUAGAUAAAUAGUUUUUACAUUUUUUUAUGCAAUCAAUAGAGAUUCGUAAUGGCCGAAUAUUUGGCAUCGAUCUUUGGCACAGAAAAGGAUAAGGUAAAUUGUUCGUUUUACUUCAAAAUCGGUGCUUGUCGACACGGAGAUAGAUGUUCACGUAUUCAUAACAAGCCAACAUUUAGUCAGACGUGUCUACUACAGAAUCUUUACGUCAAUCCACAAAAUUCUGCUAAAAGUGCGGAUGGUUCUCAUUUGGUGGCAAAUGUAUCGGACGAAGAAAUGCAAGAACAUUACGACAACUUUUUUGAAGACGUGUUCGUAGAGUGCGAGGAUAAAUAUGGAGAAAUUGAGGAAAUGAAUGUUUGCGACAAUUUAGGAGAUCAUCUGGUAGGGAAUGUUUACAUUAAAUUUCGUAGAGAAGAAGACGCAGAGAGAGCAGUUAACGAUCUAAAUAAUCGUUGGUUUGGUGGUAGACCAGUUUAUGCAGAAUUAUCUCCUGUUACCGAUUUUCGAGAAGCUUGCUGUCGUCAGUACGAAAUGGGCGAAUGCACUCGAUCUGGAUUUUGUAAUUUCAUGCAUUUGAAACCUAUUUCAAGGGAACUUCGUCGAUACUUGUACAGUCGUAAAAAAGGAGGAAAAAUUCGAUCUAGAUCUCGUUCUCGGUCUCGGGGACGCGAUCGUAAACGUAGAUCUCGAUCUCGUGACAGAAGAUCCAGAUCGAAGGAUCGUAAAAGACGAGACGAUAAAGGCAGGGAUGGGCGAUCUGGACGUUAUUAAUAAUUAUUCUUUAAUAAUUUUUACAUACAUAAUACAUCGUGCAUUUAAUUCAAAUACUUGAUUGACUAUCAGGUAUCUUUAUUACAUAGUGUGCAAGUUUCAAUCGAUCCUUGCGAUUAUGUAAAUUUGACCAAAUGAAAGAAAAAGAUUUAUGAAUAUAUUACAUAUUGUAGAGAAAGCAACGCGAUAAUUUAGAUUAUUGUUUUUAUAUUUUUUAUUGAAGGAUAGUAAAAAAAAGGAUUUUAUAUUAAUCCCAUAUAAUAUGUAAUCAAUGGAGCAUGUAGUAUAAUAUUAUGAUGACAAAUAUUAAUCUUAAGCUUUUCACGUGAACUGUAUAUUAUUAAUUGUGCAAUCUUGAUAAGGACACGCACAAGUUUGUUUAUACUUUUGUAGAAAGGAAAAAUCAUGCAAUACGAUCAAAUUCUGAUAUGAAAAUAUUGCAUUUGUAUUUCACGAAUUUUCGUUAAUGUGCACGUAAAGAGGCAAUCAUUGUCGGUAAUUAAUGUCGACGAUAAGGUAGUUUGGGGAAAGUGUUCGUAGCGCCACCUGAAGAAAAUUCCUGGAAACUUCGUAAUAAGUUACAACGCUUUGCUCUAUUUUAUCGAUAAUUUAUCGACAGUUAUCGACUUACCAUCAUUAUAUAGGUGUUAUCAUGUAGUAAAAAUGAUCAAAGUUUUCAUUGAAAUUUCUUUGAUUCGCGAUACAGAAGAUGAAACGAGUGGACGAAAUGCAUAUAUCUUCGAUAUCGUCAUUCAUUGCCAACCCUUAGAUACUACAGAUGGAUGAUGCUUCGGAACAAGAGAUGGUAGCACUAAGUUUUAUCCCUUUAAAGUAAUAUUUAUCCAAUUGAGAUUUUUUUUUUACCUAAACCAAAUUACGAUAUCGGUAUUAUAAUUAUUAUAAUAUUAUUUUGUCUUUUUUAAUAUAAUUAAUUCAUAGGCUCGAACGUUUCACGUUUUAUAAGAAGACUCGAAAAAGAAGAGGAUCGAAAUCGAUGUAUCCGGGCACGUGUUUUCAGGUAGAUCUAAUUGGCCUGGAGGGUUUCAGAGCAAAUGUGGACCAUUUCAGCGUCGGGCUGUGCAUCGAACAGCCGUGCAUUACCGCGGCAGAUGGUGCUCGUCGUGAUUGCAGCUGCUCUCAGAAGAACACCUGCCGUGGCCGUUCUCUCUGCCAACUAUCGAGAUGCACCGUAUCACUGUCAGUCCUUUUCGAGCUCCUCUCUACUCCUCCCCCCUCCCCUCUCUAUUCCAUUUCUCUAUCUUCUUGCAUUCUCCGUCUGUCGGAUCCACAUUAUAUUAGGUAUGUUCAUUUAACGAUCUGUCUAUCUUGGAUUAUUUAAUUCGAAAUUACUCCAAUCCGGAAUUAUUGCUCUAAAUUUAUUGAAAGAUAAUUGUUAAAGAAACAAAAUCUUUUCCAUUAGUUUUCAAGUACUUUUUUUUUUGUUUUUUAUUUUUCGAACUAUGGUAGUAUAGUUUUCAUUUAAGCGCAGACGUAUAUAUCUUUUUGUUAGUCCAAUACGGCUUACAAAUCGAUGUCGGUGGAUUUUUACACGCAGCUAAUAUCGAUGCAUAAAACUUCCUAGCGUCGGUAAUCUCCACGCUGAUAUCUGUUUUACGAUCCGACCUGCGAUAUGGCAAUGGUCAUAAAGCAUCGAGUCGAUCGAUCGCAAUGAUUGGAAGUCAUAAGCGAACGAAUUUCAUUGGGUCGAUUCUGAUAGGUGCAAUGAAACUUCUAAUAUUAAUCUCAUAUUUAUGUUAUCAUUAAUAUUACUUCCCGUAUACUUAUUGUAUAGUACAUUAGAAAGGAGGAUCGAUCAAUUGAAAUGAAAGAAAAAUUAAGAGAAGAAAUUAAAUAAAAUUAAGAAAGAAAAAAAAGAACAGAACGAUGAUACUUUUUCUAUUCGUUAAAGCAAAAACGACGAGGCAAGAGAAGAGAUGAGGAUGAAAAUGAAAGGUGGGGAAGGGAUGCAAUGUUGCUCGGUAACCGGCCCACCCAAAGACCAUAAUUAAUCCUGGCGAUUUGCCAGAGAAUCGAAUCGUGGGGAAGAGCUUUGCUUGCUCUCGUUCGAAAAAAAUUUCGGGAGAUAAAAUACGCCGGGAGAAAAUUGCACGAGUAAGGAUGGACACUUUUGACCAUGAUUUCCCUCGUCGAGGAAUGACGAGCUAACGAGCUGUCAAACGUCAAACGUCAAACGUCAAACGUCAAAUGUAUCGAAAGCUCACGUUAUUGACUUCCUCCUUUUUUCUCUUCCUUCUCCCAUCAUCUCAUUAACUUCGAAUUUGGCACGAUGUGACGUCAUUAUCGCAUAAUUAAUAUUAAUCAUAAUAUAGUAUGAGAUAUAAAUAUAGAACUACCUAUAGUAUGCAUAUUUAUAUAUAUAUAUAUAUAUAUCCGUGAGAGAGAGCGAGAGAGAGAAAGAGAGAGGUAUUUGAAAAAGAGAAAAAACGAGAGAGAGAGAGUUUUUCAAAGCAGACUCUAUGAGAGAAGUUGUUCAUUCGAAAACAAAGAGAAAAAAGGAAAAAAAAUGUUCUGUAGCAGCCAUUUAAUCGCGAAACCGGUGAAUGCCGGUGCAUCGUAAAAAGAAAGAGAUAGAUAGAUAGAUAGAUAGAGAGAGAGAGAGAGAGAGAGAGAGAGAGAGAAGGUGAAAAGCCUGAUUGAAUCCUGGCUAUGCGUGUGUAAAGCAGGUAUCCGUUUGUUUUCUCGAAUUUGGCGGAGUAUAUCCUUUUGAUCGGUUACUUUUGGCCAUCGAUCGAUCAUAUAGAGAAUCCAUUAAAAAAAUGAAAGUUGAUACUAUUCGUACACUUUGCAUUAUGUUUAUCUUUCCUCUCCUAGAUAUUUUCAUCUUUUACCUUGGAAAAACGGGGCCAUUUGUUAAUUAUCUUUAGAAACGAAUGUAGCCGACCAUUUAUGUUACUCCAUAAUUCAUAUUUAAUUUGUGAGUAUGGUAAAUGCCGCAGGCGCUUUUUCUAGAAGGGAUAAUAUCGAUCCGGUUAGUUUUUCCGCUAAGAAUUGUUUCUUUUUAUUUGACAGUAGGACGUUUUGCAGUCGUAAUUAUUUACAUUAGUUUUCUCUUUUUAACCAGAUGAGUUAUUGCGCGCGCGUGUGAUGUAGUUAUUAUUUUUCUUUCAUUAACAAUUGCAUGCUAUUGAAAGUUAUGUAAAAACGUAUCAACCGCCGUAAUAGCGAACGUCCCUACAUGAAUAUAGAUAAAUUUAUAUAAUUUUCAUAAUCGGAUUUUGGUUAGGAUGUAUAAUUCGUUAUGGACGUCCUUUCUAUUCGCAAGAAUGUUAUAAAUCGGUGGCUAUCAGAUUUCACGCAUCCCCGGCUUAAAUUUUCACACGAGAGUGAUCCUUUCGCCGGCACCUCUUUUAUCUGGAUACCAGAAUAUCGACUCUUUUCAUCGAUUCUAACCGAUUAUAUCGUUUCGUUCGAACGUGCGACGCGCGGAGUCGAGUAUUAUGCUUACGAAGCGCGCUACCGACCGAUGCAUUUUAAUGAAAUAUUUCCAGCUUUCCUUUGAAAUAUUUGUAAAUGAUUUAUAAAAGGGUAUUUAAUUCUCUUUUAGGUAUUAACGUGUUCCCAUAUGUUAUUGUUCUCUUUUUUUUUUUUCUUUUUUUUUUUUCUCCAUAGUUUACAAUACUUCAUUUUACUGAAGAAAAAAGUGUAAAGUAAAGAUAAUAAAUUAUGUCGUACAAAUGUAUCCUUUAAAAGUUAUUUAUUAUUUUUAUUUUAGAUACACAAUAUUGGAUUAUAUGUAUGUAAAAAAGAUGAAUAGAAAAACGAAGGAUUCGUAAGAACGUCGUCGUCGUCGUCGUCGUCGU